Messenger RNA from Puccinia triticina, 642 nucleotides. RefSeq lists its product as uncharacterized. The record is from RefSeq and is a predicted model, not a curated record. The coding region runs from base 1 to 642 and encodes 213 amino acids. NCBI's taxonomy places the organism in Eukaryota, Fungi, Basidiomycota, Pucciniomycetes, Pucciniales, Pucciniaceae. The transcript has a single exon.
AUGUGUUUGUGUUCAAACUGCGACCCCGAUAACGCCAAGAUUUUGUUUGAGGCUUUCAAAUAUCUCACAACGGACAACUUUAGCAAGAACAUCACCUCUAGAGAGUUGUUGAUUGACGUACCAGUGCCACCAAAGGUUCCAAAAGUCUCUACCACUCGAUCGGUUAUUACAGCUGAGACAGGAAUGAAGCCGUUGGUUGGAGAGCUCGAACGAUUUGCUGAGUUCUUGGUUCAAGGAUUUACUCGAUUUCACCAUUCGCAAAUCGGGGCUGAGCAUUCAGAGUUUGAACCUGAGGACCACUUCCGAAUGUUUGAGGCCCGAAGAGUUGUCGUUGGGUUUUGUGGGGGAUUUUCUGAGGAGCAGUUGGAAGAUCUUUCCGGUGGUGAGGCUAUCAGUGGUCAAACAGAACAUUUGCUCAGACAGAUCAACAAAUAUGCCAAAAAACCAUCUUAUCUUAAUUACUUGGAAGAAUUAAAAGUACAAAGUCAGGCUGCAGAAGAGGCGAAGCGUCAAAAGGUGCUAGAAAGGAAUGAAGCUACCCUUGAAAGGCGCCAACAAAGAGUAGAAGAAACAAAAAGGAAAAAUACAGAACAAGCAGCCGAACGAAAACGCCAAAAACUAGGUGGUCAACCCGGAGAGUAA